Laetiporus sulphureus 93-53 is the source of this 357-nucleotide messenger RNA. RefSeq lists its product as uncharacterized. NCBI's taxonomy places the organism in Eukaryota, Fungi, Basidiomycota, Agaricomycetes, Polyporales, Laetiporaceae. The transcript is spliced from 4 exons. Bases 1 to 357 code for a protein of 118 amino acids. The record is from RefSeq and is a predicted model, not a curated record.
AUGCCCGCGCUGAAGUUGAUCACCGUCAAUACUGCCCCGGAGCGCGCGAGGCGCCUCAUUGGGCGCAUAGUAGAGGACGUGAAGGACAGGUAUACGAUCGUACAUCUGGACAAUGUGGAAAGGAUUGAGGACGUGAAAGCUGCACUGGAGAGGGAGAAGCCCGAUCUGUUGUUCACAGCGUCCAUGUGGACACCCGAACAAGCUCAGGAAAUCGUUGCCAUCGCGAAGGAAACUGUGCCAGGCAUCAAGACGUUUAGCCUUCCGUAUGGGUUCCAGGUUGAGAAAGGACCAGACGCAGUGGUAGAGUUCAUAAAGGAGAAAUUGCCCAGCAUAAUAGAACCUGCUGAGGAAGUAUGA